CAGGCUAUGGCGUCAGCAGUGGCUCCUUGGGCUCCCGGCUUGUGGCGGGCCUGCAACACGCUCAUGGCAGCUUUCUUCGGCCUGGCUGCUGUGGUGCAGGUGAACGAUCCAGAUGCAGAGUUGUGGGUGGUGGUGUACAUGAUCCCAGCAGUACUCGCCCUGCUUGUUGGGUUUAAUCCUCUUGUCACAGGCAACUUGAUCUGGAAGAGUAUGUCUACAGUACACAUGCUGUUUUGCACGCUGUGGGCUGGCGGCUUGGCUUACCACUUCUUGCUCCAUGCAAAGCAGAGCAUCCUAAAUGAGGAAGAAGGCAGUCUCCACUUGAAAACCCUACCAGACACCGUGUCUAAAUAUGUGUGACGGGACAGCAUUUUCCUAACCUUCCUGUGAGCAAAAGAUACUCUUACUGGGAAGGUGGAGAACUCAAGAUAAAAUUACAAGAAAAACAGACUUCAUCAAAGUCAGCUGAAAAUACUUGAUCUAAUUAGUUUCCGAUAUUUGAGAUUCCAAGUCCAUCGAAUGGGAUUAAAGCAAAAGGCUAGACAGCAAGAUCUCUAGUGAGCAUCCUCCCCAAAGCUCAAGACAAAAUGUCCCAAGAAUACCCUCCAGGCUGUGACACAUGAGCCUGUUUAGAUAAACUCGGAUCCUUUGGUGAUGUCUUAGAGAAGGUUUAGUCCCAGUGAUCUUUGCUCCAGAAAGCAAAUGUUAUUGCUCUCUACAUGGUCAUUUCCCGCUGACUGUGUAACCACACCCCAUUUUCUUUCAGGCCGAUUUCCCUUGUGAGUUCAUGGUUUGUGACAUCCCUUUUCUGGCCGACCACCUAGGGGUAGGUAUACAGCCCAAGCUGGGCCAAUAAACUUCAGCUUAGCAACACUUGCCAGGAGCUUGAGCAUGGCUGUUGAAGCUACUGCUGAAAGCUACAAGGGAAGUGACUACGGUAAAACUGUCUUGUCCCGACUCCAUUUUCUGGUUAGGCAUUCCUCAGUCCAGUCCCCCUCAACAGGCACUUCUUUCUUGGCAACACAACUGGGACUUUCUGUGACCCUGACCAUGGUCCAAAUGUACUAACCAAAAUAAUUAAUGUUUGUAAAAACUAAAGAUAA
Arvicanthis niloticus (Nile rat) is the source of this 1103-nucleotide messenger RNA. It is a transcript of the gene Tmem220, whose product is annotated as transmembrane protein 220. The record is from RefSeq and is a predicted model, not a curated record. Lineage: Eukaryota; Metazoa; Chordata; Mammalia; Rodentia; Muridae.